This is a messenger RNA of Centruroides sculpturatus (bark scorpion), 769 nucleotides long. Its product is annotated as astacin-like metalloprotease toxin 5. The transcript has 5 exons. Bases 21 to 731 code for a protein of 236 amino acids. The record is from RefSeq and is a predicted model, not a curated record. Gene Ontology annotation, biological process: proteolysis. Lineage: Eukaryota; Metazoa; Arthropoda; Arachnida; Scorpiones; Buthidae. Gene Ontology annotation, molecular function: metalloendopeptidase activity; zinc ion binding.
AUACUUUGUAUAAGAGCUUUAUGGAUUAUGUGGAUUUGGCAAACAAUGAAACCUUUAAUUAUACUUUGUAUAAGAGUUCUAUGGAAAAUGUGGAUUUAUUCGAAGGCGAUAUUAGAUUGGACACGUCAUUGGGAGAGAGUCGAGCAGCUGUAUUAAUACCGAGUAAACUUUGGGAUGAUGGUUUAAUAUUUUACAAGUUUUCUCCUGAUAUAAGUUCUUAUAGAACUAGGAUUUUAAAGUCAAUUUUUGACUACAUGGAGUAUGUAACUUGCUUACGUUUUAUUAAAAGAAGAAGAGAGAAUAAUUAUAUUUAUAUACAGGAAGGUAAAGGAUGUAAUUCCAUGGUUGGAAAGGAGGGUGGACGUCAGAUUCUUAAUUUAGGAAGUGGAUGUUGGAACAUCGGAAUAAUACUUCACGAAUUAUGCCACGCUAUUGGAUUGUAUCACGAACAUAAUCGACCAGAUCGUGAUAAAUAUAUAAAAAUUUUAUGGAAUAAUAUUACAGAUGAAUUUAAGACGGAAUUUCAGUUGUACGAUAAGAAUAUCUUGAGAAUAUGUGACCAUUAUAGUUACGAUAGCAUUAUGCAUUAUGGUCCUAAAUCCUUCGCUAAAGAUGGUAAAAUAAGUUUAAUGCCAAUUCUUCCAAAUGUUACCAUUAAAGAAGUUUACGAAUGGCAAAUUUUGUCAGAAUCCGACAUCGAAUGUAUUAACAAGUUAUACAAAUGCAAAUAAAUUCUGAUGUAAAUAUAUAAAUAAAAUUUAGUUCAUUA